Molecule: messenger RNA, 510 nt
Organism: Closterium sp. Yama58-4
Lineage: Eukaryota; Viridiplantae; Streptophyta; Zygnematophyceae; Desmidiales; Closteriaceae
Source: the annotation of a GenBank genome assembly
AUGUCCGCCUCCGAGGCCCUGCUGCGCACCGCUGUCAUCGCUGCCAUCCUUGCUGGCGCUGACGUGGCAGUCAAGGCGUCGCUGGUGUUCCACCACGCGCUGCCGCUCUUCCACCCGUCCCUCGCACCCGCCACGCCGGGCGCCGUGUGGCUCUUCUGGGUGGCCCAUGACGGCCUGCAAGCCGCCGUCUACGCCGCCCUGCUCUCCCUGCCCCUCUCCCACUGCCGCGACGCCCUUCCUGCGCGCCCCGCCUUCCACCGCUACCUGCUGCUGCUACUGCUGCUGCACUCUGCCUCUGCUUUGAGCGCUCUCCUCCUCGCCCUCCACGUGCCCGCCGCCCUCUGCAUGCGAGGGCUUGCAGUGUGUCUCUACUGGGCGCUCUUCCCGCCGCUGCUCUACCUCACCUUCCUCGCCGACUUCUUCCAGGACGAGGACACGGAGGUGGAGGAUGCAUACUACUCCGAGAUGAGGGAUGCAGGGAUGUUUGAUGCCGACGGGGACUGGGACUGA